Molecule: messenger RNA, 687 nt
Organism: Podospora anserina S mat+
Lineage: Eukaryota; Fungi; Ascomycota; Sordariomycetes; Sordariales; Podosporaceae
Exons: 3
Source: RefSeq, a predicted model, not a curated record
AUGGGCAUCUCACUAACCUUACCAAACAGGACCCUCGACCCCCAACUCGGAAUCCCCACCGUGGCCGAAACGCUCGCCCACCCGGCCUUUCCGACAGCCAUCUGGAACCUGGAGCCGGACCGCAAGGGGUUGUGUCCCGUGGCGGAGGGGAGGGGAGGGCCGUUUGGGAUCAACUGGGAGGUUCACGGGGAUGGGCCCAUCAAGCUAGUCUUCAUCAUGGGCCUCGGCGGGCUUUUGACUGGCUGGCAGAGGCAGACGUAUCACUUUGGGCAUUUGAAUCGGGAGAGGUACUCGGUGCUGGUGUUUGACAACCGGGGGGUGGGGGGGAGUGGGAAGCCUCUGAUGAGGUAUUCUAGCAGGGAGAUGGCGAGGGAUGAGAAGAGAUGUUUGCAUGUUGUGGGAAUUUCGCUCGGGGGGAUGAUUGCGCAGGAGUUUGCGUGUUUAUACCCCGGGACCAUCUCGAGUUUGGGGCUGUGUUGCACGGCGACGGAGAUUAAGAAUUAUGAGUUGACUUGGUUGGAGAAUAUCAAGUCGAGGUUGGGGAUGUUGAUGCCCAAGAGUCCGGAUGAGAGUGUGGCUGGGGUGGCGAGGCAGAUUUUUGCGCAUGGGUGGCUGCCUUUGCCGGAUGAUGCGGAGGUGCCUGUUGCUGGGAAAGAUCCGAAAGUUUUGUCGCCUGCUACGUACUAC